Prionailurus viverrinus (fishing cat) is the source of this 2537-nucleotide messenger RNA. RefSeq names its product SLAM family member 7 (gene SLAMF7). The record is from RefSeq and is a predicted model, not a curated record. The transcript is spliced from 7 exons. Gene Ontology annotation, biological process: T cell activation. NCBI's taxonomy places the organism in Eukaryota, Metazoa, Chordata, Mammalia, Carnivora, Felidae. Gene Ontology annotation, cellular component: external side of plasma membrane. Bases 51 to 1064 code for a protein of 337 amino acids.
CUGUGCAAAGGAGGCGGAAUCAUUUGAGUGACUGACAUCCAGACAACAACAUGCUUGCUUAUCUAGCAUGCUUCAUCCUUGUCCUUCUCUGCCAACAUCCAGGGCCAGCAACCUCUGGAGCCCCGAAGGAGCUGGUUGGUAACCUUGGUGGGUCUGUGACUUUCCCUCUGAAGCUCCCAGGAAUUCAGAUAGACACUAUCGUCUGGACGUUCAACACAACCCCUCUCGUCACCAUAGAGCCAAAAAUGCCAGACAGACAAGCCAACGUCAUAGUGACCCACAGUCAUAACAAGGAAAGAGUGAAGUUUUUACAAGGAAACUACUCCCUGAAGCUCAGCAAACUGAGUAAGAAUGACUCUGGUGACUACCGCAUGGUGAUAUACAGCUCUUCCCUCAAAGACUCCUUCAGCCAGGAGUAUAGGCUGCGUGUCUAUGAACACCUAUCAAAGCCCAAAGUUACCAUGGGUCUGCAGAACAAUAAGAAUGGCACCUGUCUCACCAACCUGACAUGCUUCAUGGACCAGGGAGGAGAGGAUGUGACCUACAGCUGGGAGUCCCUGGGGCAGGCAGCCAAUGAGUCCCAUAAUGGCUCCAUCCUCCCCAUAUCCUGGAGGCUGGGAGAAAGGGACACGAUCUUCAUCUGUGUGGUCAGGAACCCCAUCAGCAGCAACUCUUCAAACCCCAUCUUUGCCUGGAAGCUCUGUGAAGGUGCGGCUGCUGACUCAGAAUCCUCCAUGAUCCUGGCUUCCCUGGGGGUGCUGUUGCUGAUCAUUGCCUUUGCACUCAUGCCAGUUCUUCUGAUUAUGCAGAGAGAAAAAAGAAAAGAGUCCAUUGAAGAGAGGAAGGGAAUGGACACUCAUCAGGAAAUUCCUAACCACUACCCCCCGUCUGGAGAGACCCCAGUUUACGACACAAUCACUUGCGUUGAUAAAACUAUUCCAGAGGAAAAUCCAGAAAAAACACUUUAUUUCUCAGUGCAAAUACCUCAAAAGAUGGAGGAGCCCCACUCUACACCCAUAUCCCCAGACACACCAACGUUAUUUACCUAUGAGAUCGUCAACUAAACAGCAGUGCAUUGCUUCUGCCUCAUGAAGAUGGCGAAGAAGGAAGCCCCUGCCCCUCCCAAAGCCAAAGCCAAAGCAAAGGCUUUGAAGGCCAAGAAAGCAGUGCUGAAAGGUGUCCACAGUCAUAAAAAAAGAAGAAGAUCUGCACGUCACCUACAUUCUGGCAGCCCAAAACACUGCGUCUCCAAAGGCAGCCCAAAUAUCCUGGGAAGAGCAGCCUCAGGAGAAACAGGCUUGACCACUAUGCCAUCAUCAAGCUCCCCCUGACUACCGAGUCAGCCGUGAAGAAGAAAAUGGAAGACACAACACACUUGUUUCAUCGUGGGUGUCAAGGCCAACAAGCACCAGAUCAGACAGGCCGUGAAGAAGCUCUACGAUAUUGGCGUGGCCAAGGUCAACACUCUGAUCAGGCCUGAUGGAGAAAAGGAAACAUAUGUUCGACUGGCUCCCAACUAUGAUGUUUUGGAUGUUGCCAACAAAAUUGGGAUCAUCUAAACUGAGUCCAGCUGGCUAAAUCUAAAUAUAAAAUUUUUCACCAUAAAAAAAAAAAAAAAAAAAGAAAAUGGUAAAAAAAAAAAAAAAAAAAAUCACUGAAUUGACCAGAAAUAUCAAGGAAGAAUGAAUUACUGACUUCCUUCCAGAGCGACUACCUUCAGAUUUGAGGUCCUUCAGAUGAGUUCCUAAUUCCAUCCACUCCUGAGAAAUGUCCUCAAACCAUGAAUGGGUAACCAUCUCUUCCUGGAAAUGUGAUGGUGAGUUUAUCAGCCAACCCCAAGCAAGGGGCUUAGCAGUGUCUCCACAAAAUGUAAAUGCAGCGUCCGUCGUAAGAAUGACAGCUCCCAUUCUAGGGCUUGGAGGUCAGGAGUAGACCUAGAGUCUGGCAGCCAAAAGGGCAAGAAUAUAGGAAUGGCAGACAUUUCCAGAAGAAGCAGACGUAGUAGCCAGAAAGGGAUUCACUAGCCACCUCAUUAACCGUGUUCCUGGCACUGUGCUGAGCCUACACUGAUUUUGGUCAGGUGUGAUCUCUGCCCUUAUGAAACUGGUUCCUCAUGAAUGACUUCUGUGGGCAUUAGGAGCAGGUCUCACCACAAAUCCCCAAUAACCGGAGAGCCAAGUGUGGAUCCACAGGACCUGGAGGUCAAAGAACCCAAGGACAGAGAAGCCAGGCAGAAGACUAUGUUUGGCCGGAUGGAAAUUCUAAAGUGUGUCUGGACUGAAGACAAGGACUGCUGCCUCAGCUCUACUUACACUCCGUGCUGUAGGUGAGAAGGUCGUGCCUUAGGGCUGUACAAAAGCCCAUCUCAAUGGAGACACUGAACCUGAAGACACAUUUCGAAUCUAUUAUAAAAGACGCGGAACUAGAGGCGAUCAUGUAUAAAUAUUUAAAGUUGUGUAAUUCAUUCAACCAAUAUUUAUUGAGAAUCCCCGCCAGGUCAGUCUGGCAAAUAAAAUGUAUGUAAUCCCCGCCCCUCA